AUAGACCUACUACAAAGUCUCUGGUAUAUCGUAGAAGUUUGGAUAACUCUCAUGCCGGUUCGUGCGGAACUAUGGAACUUCAAAAAAACGAGGAGCCCCCACAACACGCUGUCAACUUACUCGGGGCUGGGGGCGACAACCAGUCCAAACCUGCUGACAGUGCUCAAAAGAACAAACGCAAUAUCCUUAUCGUGGUGUUCCUGCUCCUGACACUGAGCACCAUCCUUGCGAUUGCUUUUGCCUUGAAGUCGUCUGCCUGCUGUAAAAACCAAUACAGCUGUAAGAACCGCUGCGAUGAUGCCCCGUCCGGCGCGGGCCAGUGCCGCUGUGACCAGCAGUGCCAACAGGAGGGCAACUGCUGCCUGGACUACAAAGAGGUCUGCGUGGAGCCCCUCAUCUCCUGGACGUGCAAUAAAUUCCGCUGUGGUGAGAAGCCGCUGGCCCAGAGUCUGUGCUCCUGCUCUCCCGACUGUGUGAAUCGCGGCAACUGCUGUGCCAACUACAUCAGCAUAUGCUCAGGGAAAACCUCAUGGCAAGAGGAGGAAUGUCAGGAGAUCCAGGAACCACAGUGCCCUGCAGGGUUCUCAAGGUCCCCACUGAUCCUGGUGUCUCUGGAUGGGUUCAGGGCGAGUUACAUGAAGUCCUAUGAGCGUCUGAUGCCCGUGCUCUCCAAACUGAAAAGGUGUGGGACCUCCACCUCAUACAUGACACCGGUCUAUCCCACCAAGACGUUCCCCAACCAUUACACCAUCGUCACUGGCCUGUACCCGGAGUCCCAUGGCAUAGUCGACAACAAGAUGUAUGAUGUGACCAGAAAUGCAGAGUUCACUCUCAGAUCAAAGGAGAAGUUCAACCCCCUGUGGUACCAAGGAGAACCUGUCUGGCUUAGUGCAAUGAAGAAUGACAUCAAGGCCGGAACAUUCUUCUGGCCUGGAGGGGAUGUGGCCAUUCAGGGGAAAUAUCCCACCUUUUACCAGAUUUAUGACGGAAAAAUCCCAUACGAGAAGAGGGUGGCCACCAUUUUGGACUGGUUACGACUGCCUGAUGGAGAGAGGCCAGACUUCUACACGUUGUAUUUGGAGGAGCCUGAUCAUUCUGGCCAUAAGCAUGGACCCCAGAGCAGUCAGGUCAUUGAAGCUUUAAUAAAGGUGGAUCGUAUUCUUGGGCUGUUGAUGGAAGGCCUGAAGAUGAGGAACCUUCACAAAUGUGUGAAUGUGAUUGUCCUGUCCGACCAUGGCAUGGAGCAAGGCCGAUGUGACAGGGCGGUCCAUCUGAACUCAUACCCGGUCAACACCAGUGACUUCACCCUCAUCAUGGGCCCAGCGGCCAGGAUUCGGCCCAAGAGACUCCCAGACGAGUUCUUCAGUUUUGACUAUGAAGGCAUUGUUUCAAAUCUUUCGUGCAGAACUCCUGACCAGCCCAUGCGACCGUACCUGAAAGAGAACUUGCCAAAGAGGUUCCACUUCGCCAACAACGUUCGUAUCGAGAAGGCCCACCUCUACAUGAAAGAGACCUACUGGGCAGCCUUAGGCCCCUGGGAUAAGAAGUAUUGCUCUGGUGGAUUCCACGGCUCAGACAACCUCUUCGAAAGCAUGCAGGCUAUAUUUUUAGGCCAUGGACCUGGACUGAAGUAUAAUACCACUGUUUCUCCAUUUGAAAACAUUGAGGUGUAUAACCUAAUGUGUGACUUGUUGGGCAUUAGACCUGCACCCAACAAUGGCACCCAUGGCAGCCUGAAUCACCUGCUGAAGAGACCUCGGGUUGUCCCCGCCUACCCAGCUGAGAUGUCUCUCGCCUCGGCCUGCACCGCUCCCGCCUCCAUCCCCACCAACGACCUGGGCUGCACCUGUGGCACUCUCACUGAAGCAAAGGUGGAGGACCUCAACACCAAGCUCAUGCAGUCAGAUCCAAGAAUAAAGCCGGUUCAUCUGCCUUAUGGGAUUCCCAGGGUUCUGCAGGAGAAUGCUGACCACUGUGUGCUCCUCCAUUCGGACUUCAUCACUGGGUUCAGCAAGGACAUUCGCAUGCCACUGUGGGUCGCCUACACACUGAAUGCAUGGGACACGUUUGGAGAUGCGAGCCAAGACUGCGUGCGUGCUGACGUGCGAGUGUCCCCCAGCAUGAGCCAGAGCUGCGGCUACUACAGAAACAACGACAACGUCACCUUUGGCCUCCUGCACCCACCGAAUCUCAGUUCAAAAGACAAAGAGUGGGACUCGCUUCUCACCAGCAACAUGGCCCCUAUGUUCCCCACGUUCUUGGAUGUUUGGGAGCAGUUCCACAAGACAGUGGUGAUGAAAUACUCAAAACAGAUGAAUGGAGUCAACAUCAUCAGUGGCCCGAUCUUUGAUGUAAACUACGACGGCCUCUAUGAUGAUCAGACAAAGCAAGCACUGAACGCUGCUCCGUUACCCACUCAUUUCUUCGUGAUCCUGACGGGCUGUAAGAACGACUCCUUCUCCCCCUACGAGUGCGAAGGGCCCCUGGACGCAAUGGCUUUCAUCCUACCUCACAGGCCCGACCGGCAGGAGAUGUGCUCGAGCGAAAACGACUCCCAAUGGGUGGAAGAGUGGGCCAAACUCCAUGUGGCACGAGUCCGAGACGUGGAACUCCUGACUGGGCUGAGCUUUUACCAUGACCAGCUGGAAAUAGACAAGACCUUGCAGAUCAAGACUUCCAUAAAGACAUUCUAGAAACCAACCCCUGUGGACAGAGACAGUCAUCUUUUUAUAGUUGGGAUAUUUUUUUAUUUUUAAAAAAAGGCUUUGCUGUACAUUUGACAUAUCACCAGAAAACCGUGGUAAACCAAAAUGGAGGUUGACCUGAAAGUGCAGCCAAAGACUAGUCCACACUGCCUCGUGUCCUAUAGUGAGUGAAUGGUGACAAGAUAUUGAUGGGGUGAAAGAAGGGCUCAAGCGAACUCACACUGAGUGCAGCUCUGUUUCUAUUUGUAUAACAGUGAGCGAUUUUAAUAGCAGCAUCACUCGAAGGAACCACAGCCACUUUUGGGCAGAAUUUUUGACAGACAUUUUUUUUAGUAAGGAAUCUUGGCAGCAUUUUCAACCUUAUGUCAGUAAUUUGUGUUUGAGGCCAGUCGGGUGCUGUGGAUAGCCACAAUUGGAAUGCAGCGAUCUUUAAAAAAAAUUAUAAAACGAAUAAAGAACAAGACAACAGCAGGAGGGCAGCAGAGGCACACGCCUUUCUUGGGCUGCCGUUUUGCCCAGUGUUGUGAGAAGGCCUUGACAUUUCAAAGUAUUUGUUUGUUUUGUCUGUUUGUUUUUGUUGUGUAUAUUUAUGGUUUGUUUGUUGAAUGGUCGCCGGAGAGGUCUAUUUUGUUUAUUUUUGUGUUUUUAUAUUUUUUAUUUUCAUGUAAUUGUGAACUUUUGUCAAGAAUUUUAAGUAAACUAUUUGCUAAUGGCUACCACCUCCA
Sardina pilchardus (European sardine) is the source of this 3430-nucleotide messenger RNA. It is a transcript of the gene enpp1, whose product is annotated as ectonucleotide pyrophosphatase/phosphodiesterase 1. Gene Ontology annotation, cellular component: cell surface. Lineage: Eukaryota; Metazoa; Chordata; Actinopteri; Clupeiformes; Clupeidae. Gene Ontology annotation, molecular function: dinucleotide phosphatase activity; nucleic acid binding; metal ion binding. The coding region runs from base 72 to 2693 and encodes 873 amino acids. The transcript is spliced from 25 exons. Gene Ontology annotation, biological process: ATP metabolic process; negative regulation of fat cell differentiation; nucleoside triphosphate catabolic process. The record is from RefSeq and is a predicted model, not a curated record.